AUGGCUGAGGACUGCCGGCUGACUGCACUCUCAGCAGCUGAAGCAGAGUAUGUCUUUGAGGAGAGUUCUGGACCCAAACUUGCUCUGGGCCCACGAACUCUUGUCCGUUUCCAAUACCUUGAUUUUGGAAGAGUAAUGACUGUCCUGUGCCUGUCCGUCCAUUGUGUUUUGGAAGCAGGAAGCGCAGCGACUGUAAAUGGGCCGGCCCCCCCUCGGCAGCCGCCAUCGUCCUUCCAUCCAAGCUGUCGGGAAGGCGAGCCCCACGUGGCUGAGCCUGGCUGUGAGACUUCUUCUGGGGAAUGUCCGGGCACGGAGGAACCUACAGCAGCGGACCUGAAGAGCCCAAAGCACGAGGAGCCAAGGCACCAAUGCCGCCGCUGCCCCAACAGUUUCGCCGCCUACUUCCCCAGGGUUCUGAAGCAGGUUCACGAGGGCCUGAGCCUCUCGCAGAAGACCGUGAGCAUCUUGGAUUCGUUCGUUAAGGACAUGUUCGAGUGCAUCGCCGACGAAGCCUCUCGCCUGGCCCGCUCCACCAAGUGCUCCACCAUCACCACCAGGGAGAUCCAGACAGCCAUGCGCCUGCUGCUGCCCGGGGAGAUUGGCAAGCACGCCGAGUCCGAGGCCACCAAAGCCAUCAUCAGGUACACCGUCUGCCAGUGA
Molecule: messenger RNA, 660 nt
Organism: Odobenus rosmarus divergens (Pacific walrus)
Lineage: Eukaryota; Metazoa; Chordata; Mammalia; Carnivora; Odobenidae
Product: histone H2B type W-T-like
Exons: 3
Coding region: 1-660 (219 amino acids)
Biological process (GO): nucleosome assembly
Cellular component (GO): nucleosome
Molecular function (GO): DNA binding; structural constituent of chromatin; protein heterodimerization activity
Source: RefSeq, a predicted model, not a curated record